UUUACCGCUGCCUACUCCCGCUUGAUGUGGCAUGUCCGUGGCAUCAAUUUAAAAUAUUAAAAAAAAAAUUGAAUCAGUCCGCUUUCUUUCCACUUCAUAGCAUUUUUCUUCCCCUGUUCUUGCCUUCUUCGAAUCAUUCAUCCCAACUCCACAUCGUAGAAGGCUUCUCGUUAUUCUCUCUUCCACAUCAUCUCCUCCACCUCGUCAGAAACACUGUCUCGACGGAUGAACAUUUGGUCACAACCCAGAGCCUCAGGUGAGAAUCAACGUACAGGCCACAGCCCAGAUUUUUUACUAUGGAUGCUUUUGUUUGUUGAAGCUAAAUGCACUAUCCGGGGAUGUAUCAAAACUCCAACGUCCCUUGGGCAGUCACCAAGUGUCAGCGAAUGGGGAUAUGUUCCUUCAAUUGGUCAACUUGGCUUUCAGUCACAAAAUGUUGCAAAGGUAAUGGAGUUUGUUGGUGGUGAAAUGGUGCACUGGGCAGGGUAAACGAGUAUUUUUGGAAAAAGGUAAGGGAAAAUAUCUCAGAACCAUCUCUCUGUCGAUGCUUGCUUUUAACAGCAAGAUUGCUGGCUAUACACUGCAACAGGAAUGAAAAUCUGAGAUCUUAGAUACGUUGUUACAGGAAAAAAAAAAUCUUGAAGUAUGUUGCCAUUAGAGUUAUUGGCUUCAAAUUUAAUGUCUCAUCUGGUUGUAACUUUCCUUUUAUGACCUGAAUAGCGAUGAUGGAUUUGUGCAUUUGGUACUAAAAGAUUUCAAAGGGAUCCAAUUCCUUGGGAUGAAAUGCAGAGAUUUGAUUUUUGAUAGAGCUACUUCAGCCAUAGACUUAAAGUAGAAAUAUAUGAUGUUUAAAAGUUUACUAAUAGCACCAAAUCAAAUUAAGUGGUUAUGUAAAUUGUACAUACUUUCCUGCGUUUGUUGGGGUUGAAAGUUCUCAAAAUAUGGUAUGUUAUUUAUUCGUAC
This is a messenger RNA of Carya illinoinensis, 963 nucleotides long. RefSeq names its product cryptochrome DASH, chloroplastic/mitochondrial-like. Bases 226 to 489 code for a protein of 87 amino acids. The record is from RefSeq and is a predicted model, not a curated record. The transcript has 3 exons. NCBI's taxonomy places the organism in Eukaryota, Viridiplantae, Streptophyta, Magnoliopsida, Fagales, Juglandaceae.